Molecule: messenger RNA, 957 nt
Organism: Penicillium digitatum Pd1
Lineage: Eukaryota; Fungi; Ascomycota; Eurotiomycetes; Eurotiales; Aspergillaceae
Source: RefSeq, a predicted model, not a curated record
AUGCUGGGAUAUAGUCUCGCAGAACCUGAGGAUGGUAUCCUCGUCAGCAGACCUGUAUACGGCCGCUUUGAGCUAGACUACGGUGUUGAGUCUGGCGUUCGAAUGGUCUAUGCCGACACAGCCGUGGAAGAGGCAUUCUCUCCUGCUUCUGUGGAGAAGUAUGAGCUAGCUUUGAAGGCUGCUAAGGACCGGGGCCAGAAGAUCCGAGCUGUGCUGCUUGUCAACCCGCACAAUCCGGUCGGUCGUUGUUACCCAGUCGAGACACUCACGGCUAUCGCCCGGUUCUGCAGCAAGCAUAAUCUCCAUCUCAUCAGUGACGAGGUCUACGCCUCCUGUGUGUUUGAUUCCGGUGACCCUGAGGCUGUGCCAUUUACUUCAAUCACCUCGCUAGCUUUUACGGGGUUGAUAGAUCCUAAUCUGGUCCAUGUGUUAUAUGGCUUUAGCAAGGACUUUGCUUCUGGGGGUCUUCACCUCGGCUUCUUGGUGACCCAGAACCCGCAGCUUCGUCAGGCCUGCAAAGCAAUCUUGAGACUCCACGGUGCUUCACAAGCAGCGGUGACGAUUGGCACUGCGAUUCUAGAAGACCAAGCUUUUGUGUCGAACUUCAGGGCCAAAGCAAGAAAGAGGCUCGCUUCAGCCUACCGGCUUACAACAUCGGUGCUUGACAAGGAGGGAAUCGACUAUGUCAAGGGCGGAAACGCUGGCUUCUUCGUCUACAUCGACUUGUCCCCUUAUCUCCCCGCUGACAGCGCUCUUUCCCCGCGGAAUCGGGAAUUUGCCCUUGCACAGAGGCUUGUCGAUGCUGGUGUUUUCUUGCAUCCUGGUGAAGAGCAUUCGAUGGAGAUUGGGUGGUUUCGAUUGGUUUUCUCGCAGGAAGAAGACACAUUGAAGGAAGGUCUUAACAGUCCUGCCACAGCACCGGUGUCGACGUUCAAGGUUGAUAUCUUGAAAGUGUAG